ACUCAGACGACUAUUUUUCAAGUGUUUUUUUCUCUCAUAUCAAUCAAUAAAAAUAGCUUGCACUAUUGUUUAUCAUUGUUAGUAACAAUAAUCACACUUGAGCGAUCACAAUCGUUUUAACAAUAAACAACACAAGACAAGAUGACAAUUGUUGAAUUUUUCUUUGAUAUUCGAUCACCAUUUUCAAGAAUUCAAUAUGAAUUACUUAUUCGACAACAGAAUCAUUGGAAAUCAAUGACUCAAUUACGAAUGACGCCUGUUUUGAUUCGAAAUAUUUUCGAAGCAUCGGGUAAUUUAUCUCCGGCAAUGAAUCCAGCAAAACUAGCUUAUCUUACACGAGAUUUGGUCAUGCUAGCCGAUUAUUACAAGAUGAAGUAUGCCACACCCAAGGAAUUCCGCAAAAUUGUCACAGAAUCUCCGAUGGCUAACACACAGUUAUUCUUGACGGCCAUCCAGAAUCAUUCGGAUGAAGCUACAUUUAAUCGUUUGGUGGGUGUUAUUUUUGAUGGUUUUUACCAGGAAUCACCACAACAAGUCUGGCAAGUUGAUGUUCUACGACAAUUGGCCAUGAAAGAAGGAAUAGCUUCUGAUGUGGUUGAAAAAGCUAUCAAUGUAAUGGAAAGCGAUGAGAAUCGAGCUCAAUUGGAGAAAAAUACUAAACGACCAAUCGAAUUGGGUGGAUUUGGUCUUCCAAUCACUCUAGUGCAUAGUGAUAAUAAUAAUGCCAGUUGGGUUUUCGGUUCAGAUCGUAUGCACAUUAUUGGUCAUUUGUUGGGUGAAAAAGAACCACCCAUUCUUCGAUCUUAAUUUUUGUUUUUGAUCAUUAAAAACAAAUGACAAAAUUUUUUUGUUUCAAAAAAUAAAAUAAAGAAAUUUA
Molecule: messenger RNA, 877 nt
Organism: Dermatophagoides farinae (American house dust mite)
Lineage: Eukaryota; Metazoa; Arthropoda; Arachnida; Sarcoptiformes; Pyroglyphidae
Product: glutathione S-transferase kappa 1-like
Biological process (GO): glutathione metabolic process
Cellular component (GO): peroxisome; mitochondrion
Molecular function (GO): glutathione transferase activity; glutathione peroxidase activity
Source: RefSeq, a predicted model, not a curated record